AUGUCUUGUUACGCGCUUCUCAUUUGUACCUUCAUCCUCCUCCUGCCAUCUGGCCAUGGUAACCCUGUUCUGUACCACUACACUCGUGAACAGACAACGUGCCAAUGGCAGUGGUGGUGGGAGGACCCCAUUCCCACCCCUACCCGGCCUGAUGAGGUCACCUGGAUUGUUGCACCCACCGCAGACUGCUCAAUCACCACCUCUACGGGCUUCAUGACCUCAGAUAUUCCAGAAACCAAGAAAACCCCAUACGCCAUUCACGAUGAAUGGUAUUUGUUUGCUGCGGCUGUCUGGACCAUUGUUGAGCUGACAGUCCCUCCUCCCUCAACUCAAGAUGCCGGCGACAUCACCAAUUCCAAGGCCAUGAAGCCCGAGGAGACCGAGGCCCUUCACAUCACCUCUGCAGCCAAAUACAUUGACCCGGAGGAGGCCAAGCGACAGGCGGAGGGAAUAUCCACUGGGAAGAAUAAGGAGAAUCAUCAGGUGGACUCAAUCGAGGCCAAGUCUAGCUCGCUUGGACUCUCCGAUGACAAAAGCUGCCACGUCUCCGAAGGAACCCAGACGCCAGUCUUGUCUCAGUGCCACGAGUACAACGACAACUCUCAGGCUUUUGCGGAGUGGAAGGGCUCAUCUCAGCCGACCUGCCCUAAGUGGGGUCCUCCUCCUUACCUUCGAGGUCACCAUGCCGGAUCCCAUGGCACUGGAGGCCAGAACAACCCGUCCGCCGCGACUGCCAGCACCGAGCGCUCUCGUGGCCAGGGUCCCAACGUGCCUCCUUUCAACUAG
Molecule: messenger RNA, 786 nt
Organism: Diaporthe citri
Lineage: Eukaryota; Fungi; Ascomycota; Sordariomycetes; Diaporthales; Diaporthaceae
Exons: 2
Coding region: 1-786 (261 amino acids)
Source: RefSeq, a predicted model, not a curated record